Molecule: messenger RNA, 2728 nt
Organism: Telopea speciosissima
Lineage: Eukaryota; Viridiplantae; Streptophyta; Magnoliopsida; Proteales; Proteaceae
Product: linoleate 9S-lipoxygenase 6-like
Exons: 10
Coding region: 1-2574 (857 amino acids)
Biological process (GO): lipid oxidation
Molecular function (GO): protein binding; oxidoreductase activity, acting on single donors with incorporation of molecular oxygen, incorporation of two atoms of oxygen; metal ion binding
Source: RefSeq, a predicted model, not a curated record
AUGUGUAGCCAACCGAUUAGUGGGCUUCACGUGACAGUUUCACUGAGGAACAAGGUUGCUCUCAGGUCACCUCAAAGGUGCACUAUUCAGGCCCAUUUGCAUGUUAUCAAGGGGACAGUCGUCAUUCGCCGGACUCUUGGCCGGCCAGGUCCUGGAAAAUUAGCUUCAGUCCAUCUCCAUAGUGGCACCAGAAUUGACCCUGGAAAUGGUAAAGGUUUGUUGAGUGAGCAUAAAACCUUCAAACAUGGGAAGAAAACCAAACACAAUGGAGAGAACACCAUAACUUACAGGAUUAAGUUCCAUGUAGAGUCAGAUUUCGGAUUACCGGGGGCUUUCAUCACCGAAAACCAUGAUAAACAUGAGUUCUUCCUUAUAUCUGCAACUCUCGAGUUAUUUGAUAAUCGUAAAAUUCAUUUCGACUGCAACUCUUGGGUUUAUCCAGUUAGUAAAACAAAACAUGGCCGCCUGUUCUUCUCCAAUGCUAGUUACCUUCCAAAUCUUACUCCAAAAGCUCUAGAGCCAUUGAGGGAAGAAGAACUUCAUACCUUGAGAGGAGAUGGAACUGGAGAAAGGAAAGAAUGGGAACGAAUAUAUGACUAUGACUGCUACAAUGAUCUCGGACAUCCUGAUAAGGGCCAUGAAUACGCAAGACCAGUCCUCGGUGGAUCAGUAAAGUACCCAUAUCCGCGACGAGGGAGAACAGGGCGGCCUCCUAGCAAGGAAGAUCCUUUAGCAGAGAGUCGACCAGAAAUCAUUAAUCUGGACAUCUAUGUUCCUCCAGACGAGCGAUUCAGCCAACAGAAAAUGUCAGAGUUCAUAUCAAAUUCAAUCGAAGCAGUCUUACAUUUCUUAAUCCCUGAGACAAAAGCCUUGUACCAGAAUCAGUCGGGUAGCUUCGAUUCAUUGGAGAAGAUAAAUGACAUCUACAACAAACGAAAUAAGGUGUUGGAUGGAUGGGUAACAGAGCAAUUGAAGAAGUUAGUUCCAGAGGAACUCAUCAAAGAGACCACCAAUCAUGCAAGCAAACAACAUGAAGUAAAAUUUCCAAUUCCUCAAAUUAUACAAGAGAAUCAGAUGGCUUGGAAGGAUGAUGAAGAAUUCGGACGAGAAAUGCUUGCAGGAGUUAAUGCAGCUGUAAUCAAAUGCUUACGGAAAUUUCCACCCCAAGGUAAAGAUGGUAAGAAGAGUACCAUAAAAGCAUCACAUUUGGAGGGCAAAUUGGAUGGUCUAUCUCUUGAUGCGGCAAUGAGGCAAUGGAGGAUAUUCAUCUUGGAUCACCAUGACUACCUCUUACCAUAUCUAGCGAGGAUAAACACCCAAGGGGUCUGCAUGUAUGCUUCCCGGACGAUUUUGUUUCUAAGGAAAGAAGGGACACUAAAGCCGGUUGCAAUUGAAUUGAGCUUGCCAGGCCCCAAAGAGGGUGAAGUCACCAGUCGAGUAUUUCUCCCAGCCAGUAUCGGUGCUGAAGCAGCACUGUGGCAUCUUGCUAAGACUCAUGUGGUCGCUAAUGAUUCUGGUUACCAUCAAUUAAUAAGCCAUUGGUUAAAGACACACGCCAUCAUCGAGCCGUUCAUCAUUGCAACAAGAAGGCAGUUGAGCGUGAUGCAUCCGGUUCACCGGUUGCUUGAUCCUCACUUCAAGGACACAAUGCAUAUAAAUGCACUUGCUCGGAGUAUUCUCAUCAACUCUGGAGGAGUUCUAGAGAAGACAAUGUUCCCUGCCAAGAUUUCGAUGGAGUUGUCUUCUGCACUCUACAAAGAGUGGAACUUUAGGAACCAAGCCCUUCCUAUAGAUCUUCUCGAAAGGAAUCUAGCAUUGGAGGAUGAAGACAGCCCCUCUGGAGUGCGAAUUCUCUUUGAAGACUACCCUUAUGGUUCUGAUGGGCUAGAGAUAUGGACUGCCGUGAAGACAUGGGUCAAGGACUAUUGCUUAGUAUACUAUAACAGUGACGAUGCCGUCCUUUCUGAUGUUGAAAUUCAAGCAUGGUGGCUGGAAAUCCGGAAAACAGGUCAUGGUGAUAAGCACAAUGAAGAUUGGUGGUAUAAAAUGGAUACCAUCCCUGACCUAGUAGAGGCUCUAACUACCCUUAUAUGGAUUGCUUCAGCAUUUCAUGCCUCUGUGAACUUUGGGCAAUAUGGUUAUGCCGGCUAUCCUCCCAACCGACCGACGCUUUGUCGGAGAUUUAUUCCGUUGGAGGGGACAUCUGAAUUCAGUGAGUUCCUUAAAGAUCCAGAAAAGUACCAUUUGAGCAUGCUGCCUCAUAGAUUUGAGAUGACUCUAGGUGUAGCAUUGAUAGAGGUCCUUUCAAAGCAUACAACUGAAGAGGUCUACUUGGGCCAACGACAAUCGACGGAAUGGACCGACAAUGAAGAGAUCCGCCAGAAAUUCAAUAAAUUUGUGGAGAAUCUAAAAGAGGUAGAGAUGAGAAUCACUGAAAAGAACAUGAAUCCUAAGCUGAAGAACAGGUCAGGACCUGCAAAGAUUCCAUACACACUGUUGUACCCUGAUACAUCAAAUGUGAUCUCCAAAGGUGGAAUUACAGGGAAGGGAAUCCCCAAUAGUGUGUCAAUUUAGUAGUUCUGUCCUUUAAGUUUUCAUAUGGGUUUCUUAUUAUGCCUCUAUAGAUUGACGUAAAGGAUUGAGAUUGAUUGUUGUAAAUGUAUUGUGAAAGAUAUUGAUUAAUUGGGAGUGUUAUAUGAAAGAGUUGAUUGAAUACACAGCGGGAAAA